UCUCUCUCUCUCUCUCUCUCUCUCUCUCUCUCUCUCUGUAGAAGCCGAUCGAUAAUGUACAAAGUCGCGGGGCCGUCGGAGUACCUGGCCAUCACGGGAUGGGGCAUCAAAGACGUUAAACUGGCGAAGAAGGCGCUGGUGUGGCCGGGCCAGAAGUAUACCCGCUUCGACGUCUGCCCCGUCAACUACACCUUCGAGGUCCAGGCCAUGAGCGCCGAGAAGCUCCCCUUCCUCCUCCCCGCCGUCUUCACCAUCGGCCCCGCCGUCGACGAAGACGACCGCCACCACCUCCCCUCCCUCUUACGCUACGCCAAGCUCAUCUCUCCCCACGACAAGCUCUCCUCCCACGUCAAAGACCUCGUCCAGGGCGUCAUCGAGGGUGAGACCCGCGUCCUCGCCGCCUCCAUGACCAUGGACCAAAUCUUCAAAGGCACCAAAGAGUUCAAAAGCGAAGUCUUCGAAAAAGUCCAACUCGAACUCAACCAGUUCGGCCUCCUCAUCUACAACGCCAACGUCAAGCAGCUCGUCGACGUCCGUGGCCACGAAUACUUCUCCUACCUUGGCCAGAAAACCCAAAUGGAAGCCGCCAACCAAGCCAAGAUUGAUGUAGCGGAGGCAAAGAUGAAAGGUGAGAUCGGUUCGAAACUGCGGGAAGGGCAGACGGUGCAGAACGCGGCGAAGAUCGACGCGGAGACGAAGAUCUUAUCGACGCAGAGACAAGGAGAAGGGAAGAAGGAAGAGGUUAGGGUGAGGACUGAGUUGAAGAUAUAUGAGAACCAGAAGGAGGCCGAGGUGGCGGAGGCGACGGCGGAGUUGGGAGCGAAGAAGGCCGGGUGGACUCAGUUGUCGAAGCUGGCGGAUGUGGAGGCCGCCAAGCAUGUGGCGCUAAGGGAGGCUGAGCUGCAGGCCCUGGUGGAGAAGAAGAAUGCCUUGACUCGGACUGAGCAACUCAGGGCUGAGUUGCUGAGUAAGGCUAGUGUUGAGUAUGACAUUAAGGUGCAAGAAGCAAACACAGAGCUGUUCAAGAAACAGAGGGCAGCGGACGCAGCUCUAUACGAAGCCCAAAAAGUGGCGGAAGCGCAGAAGGCAAACGCAGACGCGGAGUUAUACUCCCGCCAACAGACAGCGGACUGCGACCUCUACGCCAAGAAGAAAGAGGCGGAGGGAAUCAUGGCGGUGGCGCAGGCCCAAGGCGUCUACCUCAACACUCUCCUGAAAGCGGUGGGCGGAAACUACGCUGCGAUGAGAGACUACAUGAUGAUCAACGGCCGCAUGUUCCAGGAAAUCGCCAACAUCAACGCGCAGGCCCUGAAUGGUUUGCAGCCAAAGAUUAGCGUCUGGUCCACCGGCGCAGCGGCCAGUGCCGAGGGCGCCGGGAGCGGCGGAAUGAAGGACAUUGCAGGUGUAUACAGCAUGCUGCCGCCGCUGCUUGAAACGGUGCAGGAGCAAACUGGGAUGCUGCCGCCGGCGUGGCUGGGCACGCUUGCUGCUAACUGUGAGGGCUCUCCUUCGGAAGAAGUGGGGAAAGGGCUUUGAAUUUUUUUUUAUAUAUAUAUGAUUUCUGCAUUUGCGAAACUUGAUUGUGGAUUUUUUGCGUCUUAAGUAGAAACAUGGGAUUUUUUUUUUUUAUCUUCUGUGCUCCAUCAUAUAUAUUCAAAUAACUAGCAAGCCUAGUUAAUGCUA
Messenger RNA from Malania oleifera, 1683 nucleotides. RefSeq names its product flotillin-like protein 4. The record is from RefSeq and is a predicted model, not a curated record. Bases 55 to 1536 code for a protein of 493 amino acids. The transcript is spliced from 3 exons. Gene Ontology annotation, biological process: protein localization to plasma membrane. NCBI's taxonomy places the organism in Eukaryota, Viridiplantae, Streptophyta, Magnoliopsida, Santalales, Ximeniaceae. Gene Ontology annotation, cellular component: plasma membrane; plasma membrane raft.